Messenger RNA from Bemisia tabaci, 1254 nucleotides. Its product is annotated as transmembrane protein 17B. The record is from RefSeq and is a predicted model, not a curated record. Gene Ontology annotation, biological process: non-motile cilium assembly. Gene Ontology annotation, cellular component: ciliary transition zone. Lineage: Eukaryota; Metazoa; Arthropoda; Insecta; Hemiptera; Aleyrodidae.
UCCAAACAAGUUAGUAAAAAGUUUUCGGAGUCAACUGGGCUCCCGGCGUUUGAAGUGGAGCAAAGGGAGAUUCUCCUUUGUUUUUUUCCAUCGGUUCGACGGUGUUCGGUGCGAUGUCUUUGAAGCACGUCCUCCAAUCUUGAGGGGCAUGGUUACCUGAACUGUUGAUAAGUGCGCGCACUGGAUUCCCGGGUGACGACAUAAUAGGGGAACGGGAACCGUGGGAUUCGAACGGAGGUAUCUCCAAUAUUAAAAGAAAUAUGGCCCUUCGAAAAAAUGACGUAUGAUGUGAUCUAACGAGGCAAGGCAUGGGCGGUUUCUUCCACCCUGGUUUCAUCCGUGUUUUGAGUCGAGCAAGCAGUGCGAAUGUGUGUGACACUGAUAGAGCCGCACAAGCAUAGAACCAUAGAAUCGCAUACACCAACACAUUAAAUGGCGGACAAUGAUGAGCAAAUCAAGGAUGGUCCACGGGGGAGAUCAGCGCCAAGCGACGCUGACAUCAACUUUCGACACGUUGUCUUCCCGGGUUCCGAUGUCUUCUACAAACCAGGAGACGAAAUCGUCACGAACCUACCCCUGCAGAUGGCGCUUUACUUCAACGUUGUGUUUUUCCCGUUUUGGUUCAUUGUUAUGAUCACAAUGUUGUAUCUGAAGUACGAUUGCUUGACGAGUCUAUUCCAGUUCAUCUUGGUAGCGGCGUUUAUAACAGUCACCUGCAUAGAGUGUUUGAGACUCUACCUUGGAUACGUCGGAAAUCUAAGCGAAAAGAUCCCGGAGCUGGCCGGAUUCUGGAUGCUGUCCUUCCUGCUGCAACUGCCCCUUCAACUAUUCCUGCUGGCCAACGAGGGGGUGCGCCCGACGGGGGUUGAGCGGGCCGUGCAGGGCGUGGAAGUGGCCCUUCUCCUGGCCCAGCUCGGCACCGGCUUCGUGGCCCUCCGCACGACCGCCGCCCACCAGGCCCACAAGUUUCACCUCGCCCAGUUCCUCGCCCCCGGGCCGGGCGCCUUCAAAGAGGCCGCCGGCAGCACGCCCGACGCCCCGCGCGACGAGGACCCCUUCCACGACGUCCGACGCAAACCGCGAGGCACCGAGAACCCCUUCGAGGACAUGCAACGCAACCUCCUCGUCUCCGACCAACUCUUCCGGGACGCCGAACGCAUCCCCCUCGCUAGCAUUUCCAGAGGAUCCUCCACCAAAACUGAUUAACACCAACGAUCAGAAAUGGGCCAGAAGACGAGGUCUCAACUAGGAUAU